AGUUGGAAAAUUCCUCGCAAAGGCCCAAAAUUUUAAUUUUGGCAAAAUUAUGCAAAACUCCAACGGAGAUCCUACGCUUCUGGGCACAAUCCCGUUGGAUCACAUUGCACAGAGGAAGGAUGAAAUCGUAAGGGUUUUGGAAAAAAGGACACUCGACCUCUUGGCCUUCACGUACUCUUAUAGCCCUGAAAAUGCAAAGGAAAUAAACAAGACGUUAGAGGAGGACUUGGAUAACCUCCUCUUCAAUGUGCAUAAAAAACUUGCUUAUCAGAGGCUCUAUGGAGAUGGAAAAAAUGAGCAACAGCUGGAAAAGUUGGUUGAAGAAGUAGAAGGCUGUCAUGCUCGUUUCAUGAAGGUGAAGGAAGCCAAUCCAGAUGCCGAAAAUGUGGCAAUUAUACACAUAUUUGGAAUCAUGGAACUAGAAAAGAGGGUGAAGCAAUCACUGAAUGAAUUGGAAGUUGCAAAAAAGGCAUACGAUGACCUUCAAAACAACUGUAAGAGAUUGCUAGAAAAUUCGGUUCACUUGAGGAAAAUGCUCUCAAAUUUGAAGGAACAGAGUAGGGAGAUUUUCUUUAAGCACGUUAGGAUUGCAUCUUUAAUCGAUGAGGUUUGCCGAUAUGAGGGCAAAUACAUGAAAGAUGCACUAGCAGACAAGGUCCAUAUGGCAUGUUUAUCGCAGGCGGCGUCAGAGUUACCCGUGGAUUCGUGGUUCACAAGGAUUUGUAAGUACCAAGAGGCACUUGAAGAGAUAAAAAAUGAAGCACUAAAAUCACAGUCGACACUUGAAAAACCUCUCAAUCCCGAACAGGAAAAAUAUGUGCAUGAUGAAAUCACAAAGAAUGGUAGUCUUAUACACCAACUGUCAAAGGGAGCACAAGCACUAAAAGAAUCCAUAAAUGAACAUAGUGUCUCCAGCUAAGCUAAGGUUGCAGAGAGAACUCUGUCAACUCGAACUACCAGAUGGUG
Molecule: messenger RNA, 966 nt
Organism: Theileria equi strain WA
Lineage: Eukaryota; Apicomplexa; Aconoidasida; Piroplasmida; Theileriidae
Exons: 4
Coding region: 50-919 (289 amino acids)
Source: RefSeq, a predicted model, not a curated record